Staurois parvus is the source of this 339-nucleotide messenger RNA. The record is from the annotation of a GenBank genome assembly. Lineage: Eukaryota; Metazoa; Chordata; Amphibia; Anura; Ranidae.
GGGCACAGGUGGGUGGCACUGGUGGGCACAGGUGGGUGGCACUGCUGGGCACAGGUAGGUGGCACUUCUGGGCACAGGUGUGUGACACUGCAGAGUGGCACAGGUGGGUGCACUGCUGGGCACAGGUGGGUGCACUGCUGGGCACAGAUGGGUGAUCUACUGGGCACAGGUUGGCGGAACUUGUGGGUGGUACUGCUGGGCACCGAUCAUCAGGGCACUGAUCAUCAGUGCCCUGAUGAUCGGUGCCGAUCCUCGCUCUGACAACUGCCGGUUCUCAGCAGUACUUUCCUCACGAUCUGACAGCGUGAGGAAAGUGCAGCCGAGAACCGGCACUUGCAU